AUGGCGAACCGAACCAAGAACUUGAAUCUCGGCUUGAAAUUCUUUCUCGAGCAAAUCAUCCUUUUCCAUGCCGCUCCAAUUCCUGUUGACAGCAAUGCAUUGGUUUUCAAGGCCCACUUCGAUUUUUGUAAACUUCGCCCGAGCGACCACUGCCGAUCAAAUUACUUUCGGCGACUUUCUCUGCAGUACUUGACUAAAAAACGUGUCAUGCAGAUGGCGAACAAGCAAAAACGAUUGCCGAAAGUAGAAUCACAGCAAGAAUUCGUGGUGAAAGCUCCCUCAGUCGAAAGAGACUUCCAUGACAAUAUCUCAGAAGGUAAUCCACCCGAAAGUGAAUUUCCAUCGACUAACAAAGUGGAAAGGUCACGCAGUCCAGUCAAUCCUUUCGGGAUUGGCCCUGAUAACCGGUUGUUACUUGCCUUAAACACAACUAAACUUUCCCAUGGCAAAACCUCACCCGGAAUUUCACCGGAAAACUCAUUGUUACUGAUCUCCAAACGGGACAAACAAGGUGCUACAGUUUUACUCGGGAGCUCUCCAGAUAAACUUGAUAUUGGAAUCGUCCCGUUUAAGUUGUUUCGUUCAGCACUCACCCAGACUUGGAAAGAUUCGAGUCUCGAGCGACUGCCCAUUUCAGGCGGCAAAAUUCCACUCAAAUCAUUCAUGAAAACUUUGAACGGCUCGAGGCUCGGUAAUAGCCCCAGGCUUUGGGGAAUUUCGCCGGACAAACUAUUUAUGCACAGGCCUAAGAACUCCAAUUUCUCCAACUUCCCAAAAUCUUCCGGGAUUUUACCAGUCAAUUUGUUCUCGGAUAAAUCGAGACUGACCAAAUCCAGCGACUCGAUUGACUGA
Molecule: messenger RNA, 852 nt
Organism: Striga asiatica
Lineage: Eukaryota; Viridiplantae; Streptophyta; Magnoliopsida; Lamiales; Orobanchaceae
Source: the annotation of a GenBank genome assembly